UGACCAUUAAUACUAUACUGCGUCUGAUGCCCUCACAACGUUAUCGUAAGAUCCGUGUCACGCGACGUGCGGCUGUGCAUCCAAAGUCGCCACACCUCACUAACUAAACCUUGCUAACAGUUGGACGGCUUCGUGCUCUGUCGAUGCACACAUUUUCUUCAUUAGUUGCUCGUCUUCCUCCUCAUCUCUGUAUAUAAGGUGGCCUCUCCUCUUCUUCCUCCUAUCCAACUCAGUUAAAAGAGUGAAAAGAAAGCUUAGCAACCGAGAAUGAGUAGCAGUUACGUCGGCCAGGGGACGAGGCGUGGCAAGCACCUUCGCUCGGCCCGCCCCAUCCCCAAGCGAGGGCAGGUAAAGAUGGCCAUCGCAGUGGGGCUCCUUCACUCCGUCUCGGCCUUCCUCUCCCAUGCCACCCGCUCCGCUUCCUUCGGCCGCCUCACACGAGCCGCUUCUCUAUCCUAGUUUGUUGCUCCCUCAGGAGGAGGAGUCGAAUAAGGAGGCGGCGGCCCUCGUAUAUCCUGCGUGCACUAUCAUCACCAUCUCAAGUUUUGGUCUUCUUUUAAUAGAACAUCACAUCUCAGAACUCGUAGUUGUCGGAUGUAUCACCUUCCAUAAUAAAAAUCUCCCCUCCCCUGUUGCUUUCUUCUGGUAGAAACAUGCCAUCCGAAAUCUAAGCAGUCUUCCUUUGGACGACCGCAUCUGAUGCUAAGUUCGAUGUGGCUUAUGCAAUGGCUGUUUCUUGCUCCGGCUUAUAGCCACCAACAGACGCCACACCAUCUUGGGACUUGGCUUAACGCUGUCACAGGACGGAGAGAAGACGAUAACAUGCCAUGACCGAAAAUAACAACGUCAGGAAGAAGACGACGACGACGAAGACGAUGGAAUCGAAUGGGGGGGGGUUUCUCCGAUACAAACUCCGUGUGCAGUAUCGAAACAAACGAAUUCGCGAACGACCUCUACGAUGGGUGACGACAGCAUCGUUCGGAGAGUGCUGAAUUCCUCGUCUCCUUCCUCCGGUCUAUAAGUCCCAUCGGCAUGCGCAGGGAGGGAGGAGCCCAGUCCUCUUCCGCAGUGAGGAACGAAGAGGGGAUGGCCAUUCACCACCACGAGACCGCGAUCGACAUCGCCCCGCCGGCGGUCUUCACCGGGGGCCUCGAGUUCUCCGAGCUGACGUACACCGUGAGCAAGAAGCAGAAGGUGGGCGGGGGGUGGGAGAAGCAGGAGGUGGACCUGCUCCGCCGGAUCACCGGGUACGCGCCCAAGGGGCGCAUCACGGCCGUCAUGGGCCCGAGCGGCGCCGGCAAGUCCACCUUCCUCGACGGUCUGGCCGGCCGGAUCGCGAGCGGCAGGCUUAAGGGGAGGGUGUCUCUCCACGGCGAGGAGAUGAGCCCCGGCCUCAUCAAGCGCGUCUCGGCCUACGUCAUGCAGGACGACCGCCUGUUCCCCAUGCUCACCGUCUACGAGACGCUUAUGUUCGCCGCCGACUUCCGCCUCGGCUCAAUCCCUCGCUCGCAUAAGAAGCAUCGGGUGGAGCAGCUCAUAGACCAACUCGGUUUGACGUCGUCGAGGAACACGUACAUCGGCGACGAAGGCACGCGCGGGGUGUCGGGAGGCGAGCGGCGGCGGGUAUCGAUCGGCGUGGACAUCAUCCACGGGCCGGCGCUGCUGUUCCUGGACGAGCCCACGUCGGGGCUCGACUCCACCAGCGCCCACAGCGUGAUCGAGCGGGUGUUCGACAUCGCGCGGUCCGGGAGCACCGUCAUCCUCACCAUUCACCAGCCGUCCCACCGCAUCCUGAUGCUGCUCGACCACCUCAUCGUCCUCGCCCGCGGACAGCUCAUGUUCAUGGGAGCCCCUCGGGACGUGGGCGGCCAUCUCAGCCGCAUGGGCCGCAAGGUCCCCAGCGGCGAGAGCGCCGUCGAGUACCUCCUUGACGUGAUCCAGGAAUACGAUCAGUCGGGGCUCGGCGUGGAGGCGCUGGCCGAUUUCUGCCUCACCGGGCUGAAGCCGCCUCGCGUCUCCAACGACGGCGACCACCAUUCCAUCUCGACAGUCCACCAAGCAGCAGGGGAGUGGUCCGCCGCAGGCGACGGACAACGUCGAGGGCCAGAUGAGUUCGACCACAGCCUUCGGAGCCCCUGGUCCUCAUCCAGAUCCCCGUGGGGCGGCAGCCAUAGCGGCAGCGUGAUCAUGGACAGGCUACGGCAUCGGAAGCCACAGCAGCAGCGGAGGCGAGUCGUCUCUCUCGUUUCCUACAUUACAUACUCCAAUGAGAUCCGGUCGAGGUCGUCGACCCCGCACAGCGAGUACACGGUGAACGAGGAGGACUACCUGUCCCCGAACUUGGAUGAGUGCGGCCGGCACACCGCCCAUGACCUGCGAGGCCUUCCCAAGUUCGCCAAUUCCUACUCGGCAGAGGCGUGGACGCUGAUGCGGCGCAACUUCAUCAACAUCCGGCGCACCCCCGAGCUGUUCCUUUCCCGUCAGAUGGUGCUCACCGUCAUGGGCUUUAUGAUGGCCACCAUGUUCCUGAGGCCCAAGGACGACCUCCAGGGCGUCUCCAACCGCCUCAGCUUCUUCAUCUUCACCGUCUGCCUCUUCUUCUUCUCCUCCAACGACGCCGUCCCGGCCUUCAUCCAGGAGCGUUUCAUCUUCGUGCGCGAGACGUCCCACAACGCCUACCGCGCCUCCUCCUACACCAUCGCCGGUCUCGUCACCUACCUCCCUUUCCUCCUGCUGCAGGCCGCCACCUACGCCGGGAUCGUCUGGUUCGCCCUCCGCCUCCACGGCGACUUCCACUACUUCCUCAUCAUGCUCUACGCCUCCCUGCUCGCCACCAACUCCUUCGUGGUCUUCGUCAGCUCCGUCGUCCCCAGCUUCAUCCUGGGCUACGCGGUGGUCAUCGCGUUCACGGCCCUCUUCUUCCUCUUCUGCGGCUACUUCAUCAGCCGCACCAGCAUCCCAAACGGGUGGAAAUGGAUGAACACCAUCUCCACCCUCAAGUACACAUACGAAGGCCUGCUGACGAACGAGUUCGUGAGGGACCGCGUCUUCUUUCACGACCCCUUCGAGAACCGCCCCGUGAACGGCGCCGACGUCCUGCGUCAGCUAUCCAUCAGCACCUCAGAGUCAUACAAGUGGAAGAUGGUUCUCUACCUCGUCGGCUGGGCGGUGCUCUAUCGGAUGUUCUUCUACCUCAUCCUCCGCUUUGCGUCCAGGAACCUGAGGUCGUGAAGUCGCAGAUAACCUUCGUCGUUCUCACUUCAUCGA
Molecule: messenger RNA, 3267 nt
Organism: Musa acuminata subsp. malaccensis (wild Malaysian banana)
Lineage: Eukaryota; Viridiplantae; Streptophyta; Magnoliopsida; Zingiberales; Musaceae
Product: ABC transporter G family member STR2-like
Biological process (GO): transmembrane transport
Cellular component (GO): membrane
Molecular function (GO): ATP hydrolysis activity; ATP binding; ABC-type transporter activity
Source: RefSeq, a predicted model, not a curated record